AUGUCAUCAAUGGAUAUGGAUGUGCCAGCCCGUUCUGGGAGCUCUGGGACCGAGAUGGUUGGUAUCAGGCAAAUGGGACUUAGAGCUUGCGGUACUUGUGUAAAAGCAAAGGUUAAAUGCGUACCAAAUCCCCAAAAGGGGAAAUGCAAUAGAUGUCACCGUCUGAAUAAAAUCUGCCAACCAUCGUCUACACCGACGAAGAAGCGACCGACACAUGUUGCUCAUCUGGAGCGAAAACUUGAUACUCUUGUGGAACUCUUGAGCGGCCCGAAUCGUGAGGAACAGCGUUCGGGCUCUUCGUCGUCCCCGCCAAAAUCCCCCGCCGCACCUCAUCGACUUCGUAUCAUGUCACCUCCGUCCAAUAUCACCACAUCCACUGAAUCACCUAGAUUCUCUCCACAGAACUUCGUCUCGAAUAAUUCAUCAUCCCAUGUUGCGUAUGACAGUUAUGUUGCUCAACCACAAGUGUAUAACUUCGACUUUGAAAAUCGGGAAGCAUCGUUCCUGCUACUUGAGUACAGGACACAGCAAGCUAGUCAACUUCCGUUUGUUGUUAUUCCUCCAGAUGCGACGUCCGAGAGCCUUCGCCGAGAGCGACCUAUGUUAUGGAAGGCUAUCAUGACAGCUGCUUCGUAUCAAUAUCCACUACGGCAAGAAGCACUUGGGUGGAAAUUGAUGGAAGAAUUUGCUUCGAGGAUCAUGCUCAGGGCCGAGAAGAGUUUAGAUCUACUCCAAGCAUUACUAGUGCAUCUGACUUGGUAUCACUAUCACUCUGUUGCGAACCCCCAGGUACUCAAUCUUCUCUCACUUGCUAGGACCUUGGCAGUGAACCUUGGUUACCACAGGACGCACACUCCUAAAGGUCGCCCAAAAAUUUGGCUCGACGGACCGGACGGUGUCACCAAGCAGCAGUAUGAUCCAGAAGAAUCUGUAGUAACUUCAAGAACCUUAGAAGAAUGGAGAGCUCUUGCAGGCUGUUUCUUUCUGUCAGCCAUAACAACUUCGAGCUGCAGAAGGAAUGAGCCUGUUCAGUAUACUCAACACCUGGACCACAUUUGCAGAACUUUGACUGAGUUGCGAGAGUACGAGUCCGAUCUGCUCAUAUUCCCACUGAUAUCAGUCCAAAAUGUUGUGCUGAAAAUUAGCACGGCGUUCACUGACCCAAAUCUGGGACUGAGUACUGCCCCUGUGAAAAUGUUCAUCCAGUCACUGCAUACUGAGCUGCAAAAUAUCAGGCAAAAUAUGUCGUUGAAUGCUGCUGAAGACUUUACAUUCGUAGUUUGUUUCCAGAUGGCCGAAAUCUCUCUUUUCGAGGUCAGCCUGUAUCGUUCAUUUCACCUGGACUCUGACAAAGCAUAUCAUCUAAAUCUUUUGUACUCAUGCCUUACGGCCGUCAAAACAUUUUUCGAUAGUCACUUCUCCAACGGAUCUCCGUUUGCAACAAGCUUUGCCUACUUCCGAUGGAUAUUUGCGGGAUAUGUCCUUAUUCUUGGAGCAAAGCUCGCAGCCUAUAAAACUGAAGGCUGGGAUACCCGGCAUGUCCACGAAGUUCUCGACUGCGCAAACGCACUCGAUCGUGUCAUCGGCAAGUUUGAAGCUAUUCUACAACGCCGCACGCCUCACGGGGAGUAUGAAAUAUUUGAUCGAUAUGUGCAACAGAUGCGCCGCGUGAAGGCUCACGGAAAGCCGUCGUCGAGAUCACAGCCCCGAACACAAUCUGGGAAUCCUCUUUGCGAGGGUCGAGAGCCACAUCAAUCGCCACAAGCUGGCAGCCGACUUCACCAGACAAGUUUCGACCCCGAAAUGUCUCAGCUCAACUCAAAUCCUUUCACCAUUGAGCCUGACGAUAACUUCUGGCAAACCAUGUUCGAUGGGGAUGAUGACUGGUUUAUGACGCCUUAUUAA
Cadophora gregata is the source of this 1905-nucleotide messenger RNA. RefSeq lists its product as uncharacterized. The transcript is spliced from 8 exons. Gene Ontology annotation, molecular function: transcription cis-regulatory region binding; DNA-binding transcription factor activity, RNA polymerase II-specific; zinc ion binding. Lineage: Eukaryota; Fungi; Ascomycota; Leotiomycetes; Helotiales; Ploettnerulaceae. Bases 1 to 1905 code for a protein of 634 amino acids. Gene Ontology annotation, cellular component: nucleus. Gene Ontology annotation, biological process: regulation of DNA-templated transcription. The record is from RefSeq and is a predicted model, not a curated record.